This is a messenger RNA of Patella vulgata (common limpet), 1067 nucleotides long. RefSeq lists its product as uncharacterized. The coding region runs from base 75 to 986 and encodes 303 amino acids. Lineage: Eukaryota; Metazoa; Mollusca; Gastropoda; Patellidae. The transcript is spliced from 9 exons. The record is from RefSeq and is a predicted model, not a curated record.
CAAUCGAGAUUGCAGAUAUUGUAAUUUCCAUAGAUUUUACAGAUCCAACAGCUCUACAAAGUGUAUCCUCAACGAUGUGUCCUACAUUUAGUAAGAUCACAAGGUGUUACAGUGAACUGACAAUUAUGUGUCCCAACCAGGAUUUUGCGAAUGUCACAUCUGUCUUAGAUACUGUUGAACCAUUGAUUGCACAAAUUUGUGGAACCGAUACAGGCAUGCAAGGUGGUUGUCUGCAGAAAUCUUUUGAAUGUAGUAGCAUUUCACAGAAGAUAUUAUCCAUCAAUUUUUCUGAUACGUCAGCUAUACAAAACUUGACGCCCGUGGUUUGCUCUACAAUGACUAACUUGACUACAUGUCAUAAUCAGUUACAACAAGAAUGCCCAAACUUAAUGCCCGCGAACGCUACAUCACCCAUAGAUUCUCUGAGACCAAUGUUUGACCAAAUGUGUGGAGCAGGAGGAUAUUGUCUGGGGUGUGUCACACCGUUUAUGGCUUCUGGCUGUCAAAAUACCUCUCAGGACGAUUAUGAGGGUACAUAUAGAUGUUGCGGUGUUUCCUAUGAGAUGUUUAAUUGUUUUAAAAGAAAUCAAUGCACACAGAUGCCAAUGUUCGGGGAUACCCAGCUCUUUCAAUUUGCUUUAGAGAGGCAGUGUUCUGGAUACCAAGAGUAUUGCCCUGGUCUCAAUGCUUGUUUAAGCUCUUUCGGUACAAACCUGGAUUUAUACACAGUUUGCCCACAAAUGAACAGUUUUAUGACGUGUGUGAAUACAGCGUGUAAAGAUAAACCAAAAGUAGGAGAUCUGACAAUUAUGAAAAUUAUGCCUCUAUAUCAACAAAUAUGCACCGGUUUGAGUGCCUACCCAGCCAUAGGUACCUGUCAGACAUUUGGUACGUGUACACAGAAAGGCGUCUUUGCUUUAAUACCCGAACCAAUAACACUCAAGUCAAUCUCUGCUGUUGGCAAUCCCGAACACUGGAGCAAGUAGGAUAGAAAAUAGUUUCUUGAUCAUUUAGAGGCAUUUAUUAACUGAAUAGAGCAAUAAACUAUGUUGUUUUCAUGCCUUUGA